This is a messenger RNA of Didymella exigua CBS 183.55, 1124 nucleotides long. RefSeq lists its product as uncharacterized. The transcript has 2 exons. NCBI's taxonomy places the organism in Eukaryota, Fungi, Ascomycota, Dothideomycetes, Pleosporales, Didymellaceae. The record is from RefSeq and is a predicted model, not a curated record. Bases 72 to 1079 code for a protein of 335 amino acids.
CACGUUCGCGCUCCUAUUUUCUACUUGGUCUCUAUAUUUCGUGAUACCCCUCCAGCGUUCCGUCUCUAAGCAUGGCAAUCUCAACGACAUUCGUGCUGGGCCAGAAAGAGUCGUACUUCUUCAACAGCCCCACACACUGGGCAUGGCACAACCUCCCCGCAGACGUAGAAGCCCUCUUCACCAAAACGCCGCCCAUCCGCGAUGUAAUCGAGCUCGCUCUGGGCCCAAACCAGACCUACUUUGUGAGCUACCGCGACCACGACGGCGCCGUCGCGUGCAAGCACUACAACCUCCCUAAUCCACUGGUCGAGUACUUGUACGCGUCCCACCCAACUGUGAUUCGGGACUUGGCCACGCUCAGCAUCGCAAUCGGUCCGUAUGAGAGCUACUAUGCCUGGGAUCGGACGAGUGCGAGCUGGAGCAACGUUCCGCCCAGGCUCGAGAAAGCGCUUCUGGGCCGUCUGGAAAGCCAGGAUGAGUGGCGCACUCUGUGGCGAGCAGAUGGCUACGAAGCGCCGUGUUUCGUCAGCUUGGGUAGCGACGGCGCGUACUUUAUGCGCACCGUGUCUGGUGGUGGAUGCUGGGAUUUCAAACUGCCCAAGGUGGAUGCAAGAAGUGGGCUUGGCACGGCCGGUGGUGAUGGGUGGGAGGGGAUCCGCGGGACCAACAAGUUCCUCGAGGACUCUUCGAAUUUCACUGGCAUUGCUGCUGUGCAUCUCAUGCCCACCCAGGCCAAUGCCUACGUGCUCGUUCUGACAAACGGAACGACCUUUUCUAACCUCCCAGAACACACGUGGGCAGACUACGCCAAGAUGGCGGACAAGCUGCCGGCGUUUGUGCAGCACAUGACUCCAUUGCCGCCCAUGCCCGCACCACAGCCGCAGCCGCCGCACGCACAGCAGCCGCAAGCACAGCAGCCGCAGCAGUCCCAAAGCCUGCCGCCUGCGUACAAGCAGAGUCAACGCGGUGCGUCUGGAUGUUGCGCUUCUUCCGCCUUGAACGCACCACACACCUGCUGCGCACCGUCGCCGAUGCAAGCCCGACCAUGGCCACUGCCUCCGAUCGCACCCAGAUCCUGAGUCCUCGGUGCACGCGCUCAAUCGUUAGCAAUACAGUACCGUCAG